AUGGUUGACUCUUACAGUUGUUUACGUCUAGAUAAUAAACGCGUUUUCCUUGUUGAAUUUUAUGAAGACAAAGACAAGCAAAAAUUCUUCGAAUCUGAUAAUAAUAAAAAAGUUCCAUUUGAGAAAUUAAAAGUUGGACAACUCGCGGAACUUAUCUCUCGUAAAGGAAAGUUUGAAGCUGACAUAUUGAAUCUUUGGAAAGUUGAUGUUGAUAAAAAUAAGAUUAAUACUGAAGACGAUAUUAAAGAAAAUGGAGGCGUGUCUAUGGAAUUUGAACACAAGUUUGAAAGAUAUUUUAAAGCUGAUUGCGAACUUACAGAUAACAUCCACAUCGUUGCUGUCGUUGCAACUACAACCACUGAUUCAGAAUCUGUUGACACAGAAACAAAACGAAGAAAGGAUACCCCUACGCUUGAAAGUUUGAUUGUCGACCUUGAAGAGAAAAUCCCUCUUGACAGACCCCCAGAACUUUAUCCUAUUUCUAAUAUUGCCGGGCGUUUCCACAAAAGAGAUAUACCAAUUAGCAGUAGGGAAUAUGUAGAUAUGCGUUUAGAUGUAGAGACUACUGAUACGGGCAGAAAGCUUAUCGACAAUUUAAAAAAUGAAACCAAAGCUUGCUAUUUGCUUUAUGCCGUUUCUGGAGCUGGCAAAACUAGAGCAAUUUUUGAUAUGUCUAUGAAUGAAAAUGGAACCUACGUAGUGUAUGUGGAGUGUAGGCCAUCUUCAGAUAUUAGUAAUCGGGAUUAUGAGCCAACAGCGGAUCGUAAUUUUGCACAGCUUGUUGCAUCAAUAGGUUCAGCCUUUGGACCAUAUAACGAUACUAUUAAUAACUCUGCUAGAGAAGAAGCAAAGCGACUUAUCAUUUUAGAAUUUACUGCACGGGUUCUCUAUCUCAUUCUUCUCAAAAAGAAGUUUCCAGAUAUUACACCUCGUGACUAUCUUCUAUCCCAGCUCAACGGCGGACAAGAAUGUAUCGCAAGUAUUAGAAAUGAAUUGAGGCUUUUUGGAUGUGACUUUGAUGACCUGAAUUCAAUUAUUUCAUCUGCUUUAAGAUACUUAAAGGAUAAACUACCCGGUCAAAAAUCACUUAUUUUUGCCAUUGAUGAAUCCAAUGUUGCCAGCAAUAAACUUUUCAGUGGUUAUUUUCGCAAUAUAAACCAACAUCCACGUGGUUUAUUAACGUCAAUGAUUGAGAUUCUUAGACUGUUUGAAAUUUCAAUAGUAAUCGCUGGCACCGCAUUUACUCUUAAACAGGACAGUGAUAUCCAAAGUGAUAUCGGCAAAGGAAAUAAGGCAAAAUAUAUAAUUAACUUCAAUACAACAGAUAGUAAAGGUGUUGAAGCCUACAUUAUGCGUUAUCUUGAUUUGUCAGACUGUAAAAUUGACGAUAUUGAAGAUAGUAAAUAUCUUGUUGGUCGUCCUCGUCUGAUGGCUCGCCUUAUAAUGGAAAUAAUAAAUGCAGAAAAAGUAUCACAAGAAAACAAACAAAUGGUGCUUGAAUACGCUGUAAAUAAGACAGUGCAGUUCUUUGAUGGUUACGUAUCUAAAAUUGAAAUAGAUGAUUAUUCAGCAAAAUUAGUCGACUGUGGCAUUGCUUCAUUGAAAUCAGACAAAGAUGAAAAAUUUUGGCAAGUCAAAGAACCUUUAGCGAUAGAUGUUGUUAAAAUUGUCCUUCGUUCCCGGUAUAACAAACCUACUGAACCACUGAUUGAGAAACUCUUAUAUGAAUUACGACAAUCUGCUUAUUAUUCAAAUACAUCUAAAGGCUUCAUUUGGGAGUAUCUUGUCAUAGGAAGAUUAAUGGAUUUUAAUGGUAAAACGGUCUCUGAGUUUGUUAAUGAAAUUUAUGGUGACGAUCAACCACAUCUGCCAGAUUGGGCUGGAGAAGCAAUAAUCGAUAUUGAAUCAUAUGGAAAUUUACAAAUGUUUUCUCGACUUGAUGCUAAAUUGAAAGAUGAUGUGGAUGUUAUUGAGAGUCUUUUAUAUGAAUCAAGAUUUUCAAAAUAUAUGUUUAAAUCUGGACAUUUAGUACGUCCAGAUGGUAUUUAUAUUAGAAAGCUGGAUAGAGUUACUUACUGGACUUUACUCAUCAGUGCAAAAAUGUACACCGAUAAAUUGUCAGGUACAGAUGUUAAUGAUGACAAACGUUCAACGAAUUGGAACCUUCUGUAUCACAAGAAGAAUGGCGAAACAAAUCAUAAAUGCUAUAAGAAAAAGCAAAGACUUGAUGAUGUGUGCCACAAAGAUUUUACCUGUAAAGGUUCAUUGCGAAUUCAUUAUAUUUUUCCCGGUGUAGCUCAAGAAUGCACUUCAAAUCAGUCAGAACCAUCAAUUAGAGGUGGUUGCUAUACUGAAAACAAUGAUAUCAUUAUGUAUAUUGACGAAGAGUUGUUGGGACAUUAUUUUAAAAGAGAGGAUGUAGAUAUUUUAAAGAAAAUUCUUACAUAA
This is a messenger RNA of Funneliformis geosporum, 2448 nucleotides long. Lineage: Eukaryota; Fungi; Glomeromycota; Glomeromycetes; Glomerales; Glomeraceae. The record is from the annotation of a GenBank genome assembly.